This is a messenger RNA of Amoebophrya sp. A25, 1233 nucleotides long. Lineage: Eukaryota; Dinophyceae; Syndiniales; Amoebophryaceae. The record is from the annotation of a GenBank genome assembly.
AUGCUAGUGUGCAGAAUGUUGACGGAGGCACUGCGCGUUAUAACUUUAGCAGCGAGAUUCCCACACUGGCACAUUGGCUCACCAUGGGACCAAGGGGGACGCUUAUUGGACGACACUGAAGACCUCAAGCUUAACCAAGAAUACAUCGUAGUGGACAGGCAACUAUGGAAACGAGAACUAGAUGCGUAUCAUACCAACAAGUUCCCGGUAUACAACCUCCAAGUCUGGCGCGCUACCGUACCACUGGACAAAACUAACCAUCUUCAACUAAUCAAUUACAUCCACGACGUUCCUCUGCUACAAGCACCGCCAACUACUACGCGCUGUCCGUCUCUUCCUCAUAGGCUUUGGGCGAUGGUUUUUGCCUAUUUACAUCCAGACUGGGAGCGUAUGGGUGAUGAAGACUUGAUGAUCUUAAAUGCAGCACAGUUACUAGUUGGCUACCUAGUAGCCCACCAAUACGAAGGUGACACGCUCCGCAGCGUGGCGAAUAACUUCCUGGCGCAGCUACUUCUUAUCCGUACUUAUGUCCUGCAACACCCCCCGCUUACCAGAACCGUGGCGAAGCUGGCGCCACUGCUGAUCCAGCCUGAGAUUGGAUCGCGAAUUUUUCGCCAGACUUUUGGAGACUUCUCACUAGUUACACAACCAAGGAAACGAGCCCAAAUUACAAACUACUAUCCCUCUGGCUUCCUUGGUACGUCGGCAGACACUCCGCUCAUCGAUGCACUACUAGAAACCAAAGCAAAAAUAGUAACCAGAAGAUUCUAUGAAGUUGAGAGCUGCUAUGGGAGAGAAUAUGCACCAGAGACGAGGUUUGUCCUUCAAGGACAUAGACUAACGAUCAAGGAAAGGCCUAGACAUAAACUUGCGUGUCAGUGUGGGCGUAUCUUAUAUGGGGUAACCAAAGCCAAGUUUGCACACACGGGGGUCUCCCCUACCCAGGCCAGGUCUAAACAUAGUACUACUUGGCACUUUGAUUUCAAUCAAAUCUACCAUAUUAGUAGCUCUUUUGAAAUUGCGAACCACCCUAGACAAAGCCAAGCCUGCACGUGGUGUAGGGUUGGUAAUAACUAUCUAGACAACAAGGAACAAAUCAUUACGAGAGCACGCUACAUUGACGACGAAGUAUAUACUACAGAGAUGAACUAUAGGCCGAUCACCUCCCCUUUUCUCAGUCUAGCACCUGAAACGAGGGGCAGAUGGACAAGGGAUUCAGUUACAAUCCUCUAA